CGGUACUUCGGCAACUUUGGAAACCUGUACAAUGCCGCUGCCAUCAUGGGAAACCCCAUGGUUGCUGCUCACGGUAAAGUCGUGCUGCAUGGCCUGGACAGAGCCGUGAAGAACAUGGACAACAUCAAAGCCGCUUAUGCUGAACUGAGUGUGCUGCACUCCGAGAAGCUCCACGUAGAUCCUGACAACUUCAGGCUUUUGGGUGACUGCCUGACCGUCGUUGUUGCUGCACAACUGGGCGCUGCAUUCACCCCUGAGGUCCAGGCCGCUUUUCAGAAGUUCCUCGCCGUCGUGAUCUCCUCCCUUCAAAGACAGUACCAAUAGAAACA
Molecule: messenger RNA, 329 nt
Organism: Sinocyclocheilus grahami
Lineage: Eukaryota; Metazoa; Chordata; Actinopteri; Cypriniformes; Cyprinidae
Product: hemoglobin subunit beta-2-like
Exons: 2
Biological process (GO): hydrogen peroxide catabolic process; oxygen transport
Cellular component (GO): hemoglobin complex; haptoglobin-hemoglobin complex; blood microparticle
Molecular function (GO): oxygen binding; haptoglobin binding; organic acid binding
Source: RefSeq, a predicted model, not a curated record